Molecule: messenger RNA, 870 nt
Organism: Alternaria atra
Lineage: Eukaryota; Fungi; Ascomycota; Dothideomycetes; Pleosporales; Pleosporaceae
Exons: 3
Coding region: 1-870 (289 amino acids)
Source: RefSeq, a predicted model, not a curated record
AUGUAUCCAGACGACCCAAGAUGUACCGAACUUGCGUAUCCCGACCUGGUCAACUUUGGCGUCUCCGUCUUCAUAGUCGUUGGAAUCCUAGUAUCCUACCUCCCGCAACAUUAUAAGAUCAUAGCGCGCCGCUCAUCGCGUGGUCUCAGUCCCAUGUUCGUCCUGCUGGGGACUGUGUCCGGAACUGCUAGCAUCGCAAACAUCUUGACCCUACCGGAAAGCACGAGAGACAUGGGAUGCUGUAAGGAUAUUGGCAGCUUCCCAUGUGCUGCAGCUAUGCUUGGGAUAGUGCAAAUUGGUGUACAGUGGAGUUGUUUCUUCUUCAUUAUGCUGCUCUUUCUCAUUUUCUUUCCCCGAAGCACCUCGCCAGACGUAGAAGAAGAACAAGAUACGGAUAUGCCUACAUGGAAAGAAGCAGUGCUCGUCCUGGCUGUCUCGCUCGCCUUCUUCGUCAUCGCGUUCAUCGGUUCCGUCGUCUUCGUGUACGCGCUUCCCUCACACGUUCGCGGAUGGGCAAACUUCCUCGGCUUGCUUGCCACAGUUCUCGCCGCCAUACAAUACAUCCCCCAGAUCUUCAUGACCUGGAGACUGCAGGAAACGGGCAGCCUGUCUAUUCCUAUGAUGUGCAUACAGACACCAGGCAGUUUCGUCUUUGCAGCCAGUCUCUAUGCGAGGCUAGGACCGGGGGGCUGGAGCGCUUGGGGCUUGUUCAUCUUCACAGGUAUCCUUCAAGGCUUCCUGCUAGUCAUGGGCUUGUCCUUCGUCCUGAGAGACAGGAAGGCUCAGAAAGGGCAGCGACUAGAUGAUGCUAAUGGGCGUGAUACUGCUGGAGAUAGCGAGCGGGCGCCAUUAUUGCAUGGCGAAAGGUAA